Planococcus citri (citrus mealybug) is the source of this 1887-nucleotide messenger RNA. Its product is annotated as angio-associated migratory cell protein. The record is from RefSeq and is a predicted model, not a curated record. The transcript is spliced from 8 exons. Gene Ontology annotation, molecular function: protein binding. NCBI's taxonomy places the organism in Eukaryota, Metazoa, Arthropoda, Insecta, Hemiptera, Pseudococcidae. The coding region runs from base 310 to 1608 and encodes 432 amino acids.
CAAUUCCAAGUUUUUUAUCAUUUUGAAUUUAUUAUAAGUCGAAUAUUUCAUACAUUUUUAACUAAUUUUAAUUAGUUAAGUACCGUUAUUCAUCGUAAUUUACUACUUUAGAUGUAUUUUAGUCACAUCUCAAUACCUCCGCAUACAUCUAAGUGUGUAACGUUCAUACGCGUUGAAAAAAAUCACGUAAUUUGGCGCAAUUCGCGGUGUGAUACAUAUGGUUGUUGAAAAGACCAAUUUGACCGUAUCGUUAGUUCGUAUCGUCUCUAAAAAAAAACACAUCUUUUCGCACUUUACUCGCCUGUGAUCAUGGAUCAGCCAGGACCAGCGAACGCUAACGACGAUAAUCAAGAACUGGACAACAGACUGAACGAAAUAGAUAUCCAUGAAGUCGACGAAGAUUCUACGGAUAGCGGCGAAGGUAGCAUAAUUUUCGUCAACGAAGACGAAGCUAGAGUCGAAGAACUCGUCGAAGCUGACGAUGGAGUCGUUAUUGACGACGAUAACAGCGACGAUAUGGAUCUGGGAGAAGCCGAAGAAGUAAACGGUUACAUAAACGAAGAUCGUGUUGGAGGAAACCAUCCACUCAUUAGGUUUUCCGGACAUACAGGUUCGGUGUUUUGGUGCGAUAUUCAUCCGAAUGAUAAUACUUGCGCUGUAACCGGAGGUGAAGAUGAUCGCGCUUUUAUAUGGAACAUUAGUACCGGAGAAGUGUUAUUCGAGUGUAAAAAUCACUCGGAUUCCGUCACUCAUGUCGGAUUCAAUUUCGAUGGUACUUACGUAGCUACUGGCGACAUGAAAGGUCUGAUCCAAGUAUGGAAAUUAUUCGACGCUGAGCCAGUAUGGAGCGAAAAAGUCGACGAAUUACAAUGGUUAUUAUGGCACAAAGAAACCAACAUAUUAUUCGCUGCGGAGAAAAGUGGUGCUAUAUAUAUUUGGAAAAUACCCAAUGGCCAAUGUAAACUUAUCCCCGGAUACGGUGCUGGCACCGAAUGUGGAAUGCUCAUGCCUGAUGGUAAACGACUCGUCGUCGGAUACACCAAUCGAUCAAUCAGAGUUUUUGAUCUAAAAGCUGAAACCGUCAUCGCCCACUAUAAACCACAAGCUGAAAUCGAAGAAAGUGCUACAGAUAUCGACGUUUUGGCCGAUAACACCAAUUUCGUUGCUGGAUUCACGGAUGGUGUUGUAUUGGUUGGAUCAACGUGGUCAUCUAAAACUUUAUUCGAAGUAGACACAAAAACGAAAGUAGAAUCGGUCAGAUUCAUUUCCCAUGACACUGCUCCACUAAUAGCGGUCGGCUCAUCAAAUGGUGUUGACAUCUGGGAUUACUCAAAAAAGGUUUUACGACAUUCUAUCGAAAGUUCACCAAUAAACAGAAUGUUAUACGAUACGACUAGACAAAUGAUCUACGCCGGAGGAGUAGCAGGCGAAGUAUACGUCAUCAGUUGUUUAAGCGGUAGCAUCAUUUAUUACUUUGUUGGUCACAGACACAAUAUUUUACAUUUAGAAAUUUCAAAAGACCGCUGUAAAUUGUUGAGCGCUUCCGAAGACACAAGAAGUAACGUUUACGAUUUGACUGUCUUAGAUGCCUUGGGAUGUUCGCAUUAAUUUUAUUAUUGUUGUAUAAAAUGUGUGAUAACUAAUUUUUACGUGUGCAGAAAAACGCUAUAUACAAAUGGAUCGAGUAUAAGUUUGUAAUUGUGAUGAAUUGUAUACUUAUGUAUAUAUUUUUUUGAGGAAACUGGGCUCUACUUUGAAAUAUUGUUAUGUUUUUCAAAUAAACAUUUUAUGUUGUAAUUUAUGCUAAAAAUUUCUUAGUUUUUGGCAUUUCUUCAAAGUUUUUUUUUUUUUACAUAGAAAUAUUUGAAUAAAACGUAUAAUUUUAAU